AGCAUAACGACAAUCACUCAGAAACAUCUUCUCUGACCACUCAACUGCCAGGAAAAGAGCUGACACUUAGAUCCACCACUCAGCAGCGUUGUUUUCAGAGACUACGAGACUUGGACAUCCGAAACACCACACACAGGAUGAAUACCUUAUUUCUCCUCCUGGUGGUUCUCUGUCUUUGUGAUGAUGCUGCCUGCACUCCCACGUGCAACAACCAGUGCUGUCGCUUCGUGGAGGGAUCCCCGGUCAGGCUUAGGAGACUGCGCCAAGACUUUGCAGUCAUCAGGGACUACUACGAAGCUGAAGAUGAUUUGGAGAUAGGUCUGCUCGAUCAGAGCAUUGAACACUCCUUAAGGAGUCCGUUUGGUUGCCAUGCCAUGAAGAACAUAAUUGAAUUCUACUUGAAGACGGUUUUACCGACGGCUAUUGCUGACAUGACGGAGGAAAACAAGAAUUAUAAACCACACAUUGAGUCCAUACAGUCAAUAUUCGACCAGCUGAAGGAUGACAUGAUCAAAUGUAAGAAUUACUUUCAGUGUAAGAAGCCCUUUGAAAUCACACAGUUGAACUCCACAUAUACUCAGAUGGAGGGGAAAGGACUCAAUAAAGCCAUCGGCGAGUUAGAUCUAUUAUUUAACUUCAUCGAGAUGUACCUUGGUUCAAAACGACGUCAGUGAUCUCCUCUACAACCACGGUGUUCCCCGAACGUGACCUUUCCCUCCACCUGCACUGCGCUGACUGGAAGAACCUGCUGCAUGGGGUUCUGAUGGCUUUGUCUGAUGUCUUUUGUCUUUGAGAAUUCAAAUUCAUAAUAUAUUUGUCCCGAGGACAAGUUUUCACUGAGGCUUCAAAUUCAUAAUAUGUUUGUCCCGAGGACAAGUUUGUACAUAUUUAACGUGCCGAUGUAAAG
Gadus macrocephalus (Pacific cod) is the source of this 907-nucleotide messenger RNA. It is a transcript of the gene il10, whose product is annotated as interleukin 10. The record is from RefSeq and is a predicted model, not a curated record. The transcript is spliced from 5 exons. Bases 138 to 674 code for a protein of 178 amino acids. Gene Ontology annotation, cellular component: extracellular region. NCBI's taxonomy places the organism in Eukaryota, Metazoa, Chordata, Actinopteri, Gadiformes, Gadidae. Gene Ontology annotation, molecular function: cytokine activity. Gene Ontology annotation, biological process: immune response.